This is a messenger RNA of Apis dorsata (giant honeybee), 1802 nucleotides long. RefSeq names its product xanthine dehydrogenase-like. The record is from RefSeq and is a predicted model, not a curated record. The annotation marks the transcript as partial. The transcript has 9 exons. Lineage: Eukaryota; Metazoa; Arthropoda; Insecta; Hymenoptera; Apidae. Gene Ontology annotation, molecular function: iron ion binding; oxidoreductase activity.
UUUAACUUAUUUUUGCAGAUUAAAAAAACCAGUACGUUGUAUGCUUGAUAGAGAUGAAGAUAUUAUGAUGUCUGGAGCAAGACAUCCAUUUUUGUUAAAAUAUAAAGUUGGAUUUGAUGAUUCUGGUUUAAUUAAAGGAGCACAAGUUUAUAUCUAUAAUAAUGCGGGUUAUUCUUAUGAUUUAUCUCCUGCAGUUUUAGAACGUGCUAUGUUCCAUUUUGAAAAUUCUUAUAAAAUACCAGUGUCUGAUGUAUAUGGUUUUAUAUGUAAAACUAAUAUACCAUCAAAUACGGCAUUUCGUGGUUUUGGAGGUCCGCAAGGAAUGUUUUUAGCUGAAACAAUGAUAAGGCAUAUUGCAGAAUAUUUAAAUAAAGAUCCUGUUGAGAUUGCAGAAUUGAAUUUAUAUAAAGAAGAAGAUACAACUCAUUAUAAUCAGAAGCUCUUUAAUUGUACAAUACAACGUUGCUGGAAAGAGUGUAUUUUAUCUUCAAAUUAUAAUGAACGUCUUGCACAAGUUCAAAAAUACAACAGAGAAAAUAGAUACAAGAAAAAAGGGUUGGCAAUAGUCCCAACGAAAUUCGGUAUUUCUUUCUCUAUAAUCUUUCUAAAUCAAGCAGGAGCCCUUGUACAUGUUUAUACAGAUGGUUCUGUAUUAAUUAGUCAUGGUGGUGUUGAAAUGGGACAAGGUUUACAUACAAAAAUGAUACAAGUAGCAAGUAGAUCAUUAAAACUAAAACCUGAUAAAAUACACAUAAUGGAAACAGCUACCGAUAAAGUACCAAAUACCUCUGCAACAGCAGCUAGUGCUUCUUCAGAUUUAAAUGGUAUGGCUAUUAUGAAUGCUUGCAAUAAAAUUAUGGAGCGCCUAAAACCAGUGAUAGAUAAAAAUCCUAAUGGUACAUGGGAAGAAUGGGUGAAAACAGCUUAUUCGGAAAGAAUUAGUCUUUCUGCUGCUGGUUUUUAUAAAACUUCCGACAUACAAUAUUCGUUUGAAACUAAUACAGGAAAUGCAUUUAAUUAUUUUACGUAUGGCGUUGCAUGUUCAGAAGUAGAAAUCGAUUGUUUGACUGGAGAUCAUCAAGUAUUACAAACUGAUAUUGUAAUGGAUUUAGGUGAAAGUUUAAAUCCUGCGAUUGAUAUAGGACAAAUUGAAGGUGCUUUUAUGCAAGGAUAUGGUUUAUUCACAUUGGAAGAAAUGGUAUAUUUAAGAAAUGGAGCUAUUGCAACUAAAGGUCCAGGUGCAUAUAAAAUACCUGGUUUUGCAGAUAUUCCAGAAAUAUUUAAUGUAUCCUUACUAAAAGGUGCCUCAAAUCCUAGAGCUGUUUAUUCAUCCAAGGCUGUAGGAGAACCUCCACUGUUUCUUGCAUCCUCUAUAUUUUUUGCAAUAAAAGAAGCUAUUAAAUCUGCUCGCACAGAUUAUAAUCUUAAAAAUUAUUUUCAAUUAGAUGCACCUGCAACUGCAGCUCGUAUUCGUUUAGCAUGCAUUGAUGACUUUACAUCAAAGAUUGCAGAACCAAAUUUACAACAUCAGUGGAAUAUUGUUCCAUAGAAAUAUUAUAAUGAUAUAAAAAAUAAAUAUAUUUUUUUAUGGGUACAGCCAAAGUAGAGUAAAUAAGAUACUUAUCGUCUUCUUGAUCAUGAUUAAUAACAAAAAAUAUAUUUUAAAAAAUAUAUGUUCAGAUUUAUAAUUAGAUUGAAUAAUUUUUGUAUAUUUAAUGUACAUAGAAAAUUUAUUAAAAAAUAUAAUUAAAAAAUAAAUAUAAUUGAAAAAGAUUUUAAAUUUGUUGAAAAUAAAAGACUUU